AGUGGGCGGGGUUUUGUGGGUGACGCGUUGGAGUGGUCGGUUUUGCGGGGUGUGGUCAAAUGACGGAGGUCAGGGAUAAGCUGUAAAGUCGGGUCUGUUGCUGAGGAAAUGGUAUUUGUACAAUAAGGAAAUAAACACAGGUAUUCAUGUUUCAAAUGUCUGAUCACGUUCACGAGGACUUCCUUGCUCCCGAGGAGCCUUUUCCAAUGCUCUUGCAGCAGGGAAACCUCAGCGAAGACGGCACGCUGGAUGUUAGUGACUUCGGCUGUCGGCUGUCCUCUUGUCAUCGGACAGACCCUCUGCACCGCUUCCACAGCAACAGAUGGAACCUGACGUCCUGCGGCACCAGCGUGGCGAGUUCAGAGUGCAGCGAGGAACUCUUUUCUUCUGUGUCUGUCGGGGACCAAGACGACUGCUUCUCUCUCCUGGACGAUCAGGAGCUCACUUCUUUCGACUUCUUCCCAGAAGGCAGCGUGUGCAGCGACGUGUCGUCUUCCAUCAGCACGUACUGGGACUGGUCCGACAGCGAGUUCGAGUGGCAGUUGCCAGGAAGUGAUUUCGCCAGCGGUAGCGAUGUACUUUCUGACAUCAUACCCAGUAUACCGAGCUCACCUUGCCUCGUUUCAAAACGAAGGACCAAACCUCAUAGGAAUCUGGAUGAAUUGCCCUGGAGUGCCAUGACCAACGAUGAACAGGUGGAGUAUAUCGAGUACCUGAGCCGGAAAGUGAGCACGGAAAUGGGGCUGCGGGAGCAGCUCGACAUAAUUAAAAUAAUCGACCCGAGCGCUCAGAUAUCUCCAACCGACAGCGAGUUCAUCAUUGAGCUGAACUGCCUGACGGACGAUAAACUAAAACAGGUAAGGAACUACAUCAAAGAUCAUAGUCCACGGCAGAGACCGGCAGGACUGCGAGACAGCUGGAAGAGGAGCGUUCCCAGCAGCGCCAGUGCUGUAAGCGUGCAGAGUAGCAGCAACGUCAGCAUGGUCAGCAGCACCAGCAGCAGCGCCGGAUCCAUAAGUUCCAAUUCGUCCACGAGCAUCAGCUGUGCUCACAGCGACGGCAACCUGGCCGCUGUGGCCGAGCGCAUCCGAGAUUCCAAGAAGCGCUCUAAGCAGAGAAAACUCCAGCAGAAGGCUCUGCGUAAAAGACAUCUGAAAGAACAGAGACAGGCUCGCAAGGAAAGACUGAGCGGUCUGUUCCUUAACGAAGAGAUCCUGUCGCUCAAAGUCACCGAAGAGGACGACCACGGUGACGACGUAGACAUCUUAAUGUGACGAGAGCAAAUUAUUCCGUGCGACUUCGACUAAUUCUCGUCAUCCGUACCGUCACCUUUCCGUCUGUCGCUCUUAGUACGUGAAACCUCUUCGAAGUCAAACGAGUAACAAAGGAAAAACAAAAAACUGAUAAAUAAAGAAAUCACUAAUAAAUAACGAGAAGACGUCGAGUCGUACGGCGGUCAACCCGCCAUAGUGGUUUAUUUAACGUUAAUGUAGUUCACGGCUACUCGCGUAACUAGAGCAAAAGUUUAUUCACCGAAUUUCUCCUACAAUGUUUGGAUCUAGAAGCGUCCGUGUCCGGUGUCUUUCGUUCUUAGCGUUUCAAAGUGUUGGACAUGUUCGGGAGGUAAAGCGCACUGAACACGAGGAAGCAAAAUAUCUAUCGGUCAGUCAUUGUGGAUCGAAAAUUUUGUGAUUUUUUUUUUUUUCCAAUGUUUUUCUUUGUUGUAUGUAUUUUUGUGUCGAAACAAAACCAACCGCUUUGCAGAUAGCGUAAUCCUCGUAGUAUGCACUUCUAAAUCGAGACUCGAGUUUAACCUGUUGGUUAGACCGAAUCAGCGGCCCCUUCAGGAUUUUGCAGACUUUUGGAAACUCCGUAAUUUGCCCAGGAGCUUGAAAUUUUUCAACAUCACCGCAGAUUUUGGGCCAAGACGUCACGUGACAUCGCCACAACGUGCAUUCCGCCGAAGCGCCGUUUCGAACGUGAGUACGGCUAAAAGGUCUCGUUUACCAACAGGCAAUUUGGCGCGAUUGCGAUUUCGCCAAUUCAAGCACAAAAAACUCGGCAAAUCUUUAAAAAAAAAAACAAAAAAAAACUCCGCAGCAAAAUCCGAACGUUUUUGGCUGCAACAAUCACAAAAAAAAAAAAACCUCUGCGAAAUCCUGAAGCAAGCUUUUGUGUCUUCAUUUCUUAAAGUAAAGGUUAGAAUCGGAGCAGUUUUGGUUUAAUGAGGAGAUAUCGUCUGACUAUACUUUCAGCAGCGGGUUAUUUAAGUUUCUUUAAGUGAAGCCCAGUAAUAAGUUUCACACAUUUUAUUUGAGGAAGAUUUUAUGUGUGUGAGAAACUCUUUAGGUUCCUAUGAUCCAUUUAACGAAUCGUUCUGUUCAGUAAAGUACGCAUGUUGCAAUUUC
Messenger RNA from Ictalurus furcatus (blue catfish), 2408 nucleotides. RefSeq names its product family with sequence similarity 199, X-linked (gene fam199x). The record is from RefSeq and is a predicted model, not a curated record. NCBI's taxonomy places the organism in Eukaryota, Metazoa, Chordata, Actinopteri, Siluriformes, Ictaluridae. The transcript has 7 exons. Bases 147 to 1274 code for a protein of 375 amino acids.